AUGCCUUGCUUUGCAGACACUAUUGUAAGAAUCAAGUUCAGUAAACAAAAUGUAAAGAAAGAAAGUAGAUUGAUUUCAGUAUGGGCUGUCGAAACGUAUCCUGUUUGUAAUGAAGAUUGUGUAAUUGAGUUAGUACUAUUUGUGCUGAUUGAUAGUGAAGAAAGAGAUAUAGACACACAGGCUAUUUUUGAAAAAGAUGAAUUCUAUUCUGUCGGGGGAAAAAUUGUUCCUAGAAAAUAUAAUAAUGACGUUAGGCCGAAGAUGACGGUCUCAUCUUCUACACAGUUAAGAAUACUCGAUAAGGUUCUAUUACUAAACAAAUGUCUCUUAAAAGUCUCUUUGGUCGUUAUUCCCCAAGGAUUACCAAACGAAAUCGAUAAUGAUGUAAAUGCUAUUUUUGAGAUGUUGAUAAGUGAUUAUGUUAUUCGUGAUCAUAAGUUUAUUUCAAUUAUUUUUGUGGUUGGCAUAAUGGAAAUUAUCGAAGGUAAUUUUUACGUAUAUGCUAAUGAGAUCAAUAAUAUCAAUAUUUCUAAGAUUAAUGUUAGUGAUAAUAAGAAUCUGACAGCAUUAACAUCAACAAAGUCAGCACGAUCGAAACUUUUGUUUACUCAUCAGAAUAUUAAAAGUGUAGAAAUCGGAUCUGGUAUUAAAGAAUCAUCGAAUGACUUUAUGAAUAAGUAUCAACACGAAGUGUUGUCGGAUGAUUCAUAUUCAUUAAGAUAUAACAAAGGUAAAGAAGUUGACAGGAAUAUUGAAAAUUCGGAUGAUAUUGAAGGUGUUGUGCAGGAAAUUGAUUUUAGGGAUGAAAUAGAAGAGGAGAAAGAAUUAUCUGAUGAUAGUAAUAAUGUAGAUGACAAUGACGAUAUAGAGUAG
Cetraspora pellucida is the source of this 873-nucleotide messenger RNA. Lineage: Eukaryota; Fungi; Glomeromycota; Glomeromycetes; Diversisporales; Gigasporaceae. The record is from the annotation of a GenBank genome assembly.